AUGGGUCGCCCAAAGGGUAAGCGCAAGCUGCCAAGGAACGCCGACGGCACGAUUCGGAAGGCCCCUUCGCCCCCUGCGGACCCUGCUGUAGGCAACGACUCUCCUCCCUCUUCCGACCAUGAAGGCGCCAAUAUUUCUCCCAUGCACACCAACGACCACGACGACGACUGGCGCGAUGAGGAUGCGGGUGGCGAGCCAGGUCGCGGGCAGGCGAAACUGCCGUUCGGUUCUGCGGUUCGCUCUGCAGCGAGCGCUGCGGUGUCUGCAGCAGCUCGCACAGCAAUGGCGGUGGCGCCCGAAGUCGCGCCGCCUGCGCGAAAAAACGCGGUGCAACCUCUCCACCGGUCGACGCAGCAUCGCCACAGGCGAGCGCGGUGGAGCAAGGAGGACGCCGGGAUGGCGGGGAGCUUGGCAGCAUGGCUGAAGCCCCCAGCUCAGCAGCAGGAAGGGCAGCAUGGUUCGCCUCAAAUUAUGGAGACUGAAGGUGCGGUGGAGAUGGAUGUUGAGGUGGGAGAUGUUGGUGCGGACAGCAGUGAUCAUGAUGCCGAGAAGAUCUGCAGCCCGCAAGAAGAACAUGACCGCACCAGCCGUGGCGACAGCAGCGAGAGCGAGACCGACAUGCUGGUAUGUUCGGGUGUUGGUGUUCCGCUGGAAGAUUGGUUUGGUGAGGAUGACCAGGCUAGAGCUGCGAAGCUUCUUAAUUCCAGCGGCGAGGACAGUUUUCUCGACGCACUAGACGCAAGCCGCGACCGCUCUCGCGGCCCCGGCGAACUUGACGGAGAGAGCGGCGACAAGGCUGAUGAUGAUGUUCAGCCUCAGGACACCGGCGAAGCAGAAGCUGUGGGAGACACCGGCGAAACAGCAGCUGUGGGAGGAGCCGGGCACGCAGCCUCUAGCGGAACAAGUGGCGAGACCGUCCGAGAAAGUUCGAGGACGAACCUUUUGGACGGGCUGUACGCCGACCCCGCCCGCGCACGAGACGAGACAUGCGGCCGAUGCAGUGGGCCUGGGCGAGGAACACGGGUGGCGUCGGGGGAUGGAGCCAAGGGGAGGUUUGCGGGGUUGAACAAAAAACGAUUGAAGCACAGAAGGCGCGAGGAGAGGAAGAAGACACCGGAACAACGAGCGCGAGAGCGAGAAGCGCGAGAGCGAGCGCGAGAGCGAACGCGAGAGCGAGCACUCAAAGCGCAGAGAAGGCGGGAGAACACGCCGCGAGAGAAGGAGCUCUUGGACAUCUACCAGAAAGUGGUGGACGCUAUCGACAAGGCGGAGCAGUCCAACAGCUACAGCGGUAUUGUGGAGGACCCGACGGAAAUGCUGACGGAAUCUCGUCUCCCGUCCAUCAUGUGUACCGCCUUGGCGAUUCGGGCGUACGCUGUCCUCGAGGAAGUGGAAACGCCCAAGAAGCGCCGUGUGCUUGCUGCUUGCACUGCUGCAUUUCUGCUCUUUGAGAUCGCCCUUGCCCUCUGGAUUGAGGAAGGUGUCAACAAGAUGCGGCACAGCCGCUACGUCGGAGAUGUGGUGAAAACCACAGCGCAGACGGUGCGCAAGUGGGUAAAGGAGUUCUGCCAAGACGGAAAAUUUCUCAUCAGAAAACGACUUUACGAGAUAAGCCAGGCGGACUCCUUCAUCGACCAUGAGGACAUCGCCGAGCGUUGCCGGGAGGAAAUCGACCGGCGGCUUUACCGCCGGAAGAAAACGGAUCCGCGGUUUCGUGUCUCGGACUUUCAGAGGUGGGUGAACACUGUUCUUCUGAAAGAAGUGUUUUCCGGCGGAGGAGGCAUCUCUCGGACAACGGCGCACAGCUGGAUCUGCAGACUCGGCUUCAGGUGGAAGAAGAGCGGGAAGUGCGUCUACGUCGAUGGCCACAACCGCCCGGAUGUCGUCGAGGCCCGGCGGGAGUACGUGGCGAAGAUGCUCAUCCUGCGAAAGAUGAUGUCCAUGUGA
Messenger RNA from Ectocarpus sp. CCAP 1310/34, 1947 nucleotides. The record is from the annotation of a GenBank genome assembly. NCBI's taxonomy places the organism in Eukaryota, Phaeophyceae, Ectocarpales, Ectocarpaceae.